Messenger RNA from Verruconis gallopava, 958 nucleotides. RefSeq lists its product as uncharacterized. The transcript has 2 exons. NCBI's taxonomy places the organism in Eukaryota, Fungi, Ascomycota, Dothideomycetes, Venturiales, Sympoventuriaceae. The record is from RefSeq and is a predicted model, not a curated record. Bases 1 to 855 code for a protein of 284 amino acids.
AUGGCCAUCGCAACGUACGAGCAGGUCCCUCUUGGACCGCCGUCGCCCCGAGCCACGGACAAGCAUGGCUCCCCGCCAACACCUGUCACGCCGAGCUGUGAGAAAGUGGAGCUGCGGAAAUGGGGAAGGCCCGCGUCCAGGCGUGCGAGCGACGAGUUGGGGGAGGACCCGUUGGAACGACUGCAGAGGGACGAUUUGGAGCUGAAGCGACGCAUACGCGUUCUGAAGAUCGUGUCGCGGGUGACGGCGGCGUGCCUGUCGACCGCCGUGCUUGUGCCGCUGGCGAUCACGAUACACAAGUUCCUCUCCACCCGGGACCAGUACAUGGUCGUCACGAACGAGUCGGCCGGCGGCGAGCCGGUCCGGCGCACGGCCUGGGCGACGCAAAGCGAGACGUGGCCCACGUACAUGUACUUCGGCAUAGCCGUCGUCUCGCUCGUGUUCAACUCGUCCAUCUUGAUCGCUUACCUGCACAGCAUCCGGUCCGCGAACCGCGUCGCCACGCUCGGCACGGCGUUCAGCGGCGCCGUGUUGGUCUUGAACCUGGUCAUCUGGGCCAUCACCGUCGCUCUGUACAAGCGUCGUGCCGAGAUCACACGGGACGGCAAGCACAACGAUCUGUGGGGCUGGACGUGCUCGCCGGCCGCGAAGUUGCUGCAGCCGGCUUUCAAAGAGCAGAUCGACUUCGACCGGUACUGCAACAUACAAGCCAUAUCGUGGUACAUUGGCCUCGUGCAGGUGGGAUCCCUGCUUCUGACCGUCGUUCUCUACGUGCUUGCACUCAGAAGGCUGAGAAGUAAGAAAGCCGUAAGGCAAAGUCUGAGCGCGAGGAAAAAUAGCAUGGUCAAUUCGUGACGAUAUCGUGCCCUUGAGACGUGAAAGAAACAAUUAGCUUAAGAAAAAGGUUCUCUUUCGGUCUGCCUAGGCAAACAAUGCUUGAAAUAUUGGUUCUUUUUUA